Alternaria burnsii is the source of this 372-nucleotide messenger RNA. RefSeq lists its product as uncharacterized. The record is from RefSeq and is a predicted model, not a curated record. NCBI's taxonomy places the organism in Eukaryota, Fungi, Ascomycota, Dothideomycetes, Pleosporales, Pleosporaceae. The coding region runs from base 1 to 372 and encodes 123 amino acids. The transcript has 2 exons.
AUGGCGCACUAUCACUUCGAGGAACCCUACGCAGGAGUUGCCUCCAACUCAGCGGCCGACAAUGAUGUGUAUCAUGGCGACCAAAUGAUCGCGCCUACAGCCACUAACGACCAGGUUCUCCUAGUCGAAGGGCGUCAGGAACACGCUCCCACAGAUGGAUUCGGACAGAGUGCUUGGUCCGCCGAUACAAUCGCCGCCCCACAUAUCAGUCUGGCCCGAACAUCCAUGAACAUCGACAACCUCAGCAUAGCAGGUGGGCUGAUCGCAGAAACCUCCAUUGAAACCACAUACGGCAGAUUGGGUGCCUGGCAAAAAUGCUAUUUUGCCAGCGUUCGCGAGUCCGGCGAAAAGGGGGAGAUAAACGGCGAUUGA